AUGGGCCUGCUCGGCCAAUUGCGGCUCCUUCUAUGGAAGAACGCGUUGCAGCAGAUGAGGUCGCCGUGGUUCGCGUUGUUCGAGCUCGUCGUGCCGCUCAUUCUCAUCGGCGCCUCGUUCGGCAUACUCAUUGGGUUCUCCGAUCAAUUUCAAACCACCUAUGAUAAACGCGAGUAUCCGGCGUGGCCGGUGUCGGGCAGCGGCUAUGAUCUUGUCGUUCCCACGAAUCCCAACGACACCAAUAGCGCCAUCGUCGCCCCAUAUUUUCUAUACAAUUUCACGCCGACGUGCGAGUUCUUGAAGACGACGAAUCGAACGGAUCCCGACGGGAAGAUGGUGUACACGAUUGACGUGGCGUUGGCGUACUCGCCGAAGAACGACGUCAUCGAUCGCAUCAUGGAGAUUGUCAAGAAGCGGUACACCAUUAAAGAUGUGUUCAAAUUUCAGUCAUUUUUCAAGUAUCGCUUUAACGGCUCACUUCCGCGACUUGACACUAGAAUGACCAUUCACGGAUUCGACACCGAGGGCGAAUUGGUGAAAUACAUGACGAACGAGUUUCAAAGUCAAUGCGGCAAUCCACUACUCGCGGGCGUCGUGUUCGACGAAUCGAUUUCAAAAAGUCUCGACACUGCCACCAAUUUCAAGUACACCAUUCGACUAUCCAAUACUCAUCGACGUUCGGAGAAUGCGUUCGGCGAUGACGCCUAUCCAUGGGUGACAUCGAUGGUGUUCGGCUUGCAAAUCGUUAGCGGUCCGAUCAAUCCGAAUCAGGACGACGGCGGAAUGCCGGGCUAUUGGAAAGAGGGAUUCGUGACGAUUGAGCGCGCCGUUGAUGUGGCGAUUCAGGAGAUUCUCACCAAUCAAUCGUCAUUAGAGCCCAUAUUCGAUUCUUACUUUCUUGGUCGAACACCAUUUCCCGGCUAUACGACAAAAAUCAUUGAGGUCGGCAUCUUCUUCAUGCCGGUGAUCAUCAUCUUCUCGUUCAUGACCAGCGUCAUCUAUAUCGUGAGAACUGUGGUGAUGGAGAAGGAGGAUCGAUUAAAGGAGUAUAUGAGGGUGAUGGGCCUAUCGCAGUUCGUCAACUGGUUGGCUCAUUUUAUAGUCAAUUUUUCGAAAUUGCUCUUUGCCGUCAUUAUCCUCACAAUUCUUCUACACUUUGUCGCGGAGAAAUCUGACAUGACCGUUAUGUUCGUCUUCUUCGCCACCUACGCCUUCGACACCCUCUAUUUUGCGUUUGCGAUUUCGACGUUCAUGAACUCGGGAACAUCGGCGACACUUCUCGCCGUCGUCUUCUGGAUGCUUCUCUACUUCUGGUUCGCGUUCUUCACAUCAUUCGACGACAUCACACCCUAUUCGUUGGGAGUUCGCCUAGUGCAUUGCUUGAAUCCCGACAUCGCCUUGUCGUUUGGAUUGAACCUUCUCGCCUCCUAUGAGACGUCGGCUGGCGGAUUGCAAUGGAGCACAAUUUUCACUGCUCCGACACCCGACAACAAUCUAACUUUUGCUCAUGCUUGGCUCAUGCUUGUCGUCGACGGAAUCAUUCUUAUGAUCUUCACGUGGUACAUGGAAGCGGUGUUCCCUGGCGGUGAAGGUGUCCCCCAAAAGCCAUGGUUCUUUGUUCUCCCAUCAUAUUGGUUCCCGUACGGCAAACAUCAGCAAGUGUCGCCGAUACUCCAGAAUGAGAUGCGAUUCGGAAUCGAUGAGGAUCACGUGAGACUCGAGACGGAGCCAAAUAUGGAGCCAACGAUUAAUGUGGUCAAUUUGUCGAAGACCUAUGGAACAUCAUUGUUCAAAAAAUUGUUUGAUUGCAAAUUCGGGAAGAGCGGUGAGAAGAAGGCGGUUCGGAAUCUCAACCUCAAAAUGUAUCCUGGACAGUGCACUGUAUUGCUAGGGCAUAAUGGAGCCGGCAAGAGCACCACGUUCAGUAUGCUGACUGGUGUUGGAUCGCCGUCUGACGGAACGGCGUAUAUCAACAAUUAUGAUGUUCGGACGAGUAUUCCGAGUAUUCGGAAGCAGAUGGGAUUGUGCCCGCAGUACAAUACACUGUUCAAUAAGCUGACCGUCAUGGAGCAUUUGGAAUUCUUCGCGAAACUCAAACAACGUCAAUGGGAUCCCGACGAGGCUCGCGAGAUUCUUUCUCGCCUUCGAAUCGAGUUCAAGGCCGACGCUCUGGCGGGAACGUUGUCGGGCGGUCAGAAGCGCAAACUCUCAUUGGCGAUCGCGCUGAUCGGCGGCUCAGAGAUUGUGAUGUUGGAUGAGCCAACGUCGGGAAUGGAUCCCGGCGCUCGACAUGAGACCUGGACGCUGAUUCAGAGGGAGAAAACGCGACGCACGAUUCUACUCACCACUCACUUCAUGGAGGAGGCCGACCUUCUCGGCGACCGGAUUGCGAUCAUGGCGCACGGCAAAUUGCAGUGCUGCGGCUCGCCGAUGUUCCUGAAGCAGCAAUUCGGCGACGGCUAUCAUUUGACGCUUGUGUUCAACACUAGCGACAGAGCGGAUUUGAUCAAUACGACGCGCAUGAUUCAAAAGUACAUCGCUGAAGCAUCGGUGUACUCGUUUGUUGGCCAAGAAGCGACGUAUUUGCUGAACGCGAGACAUCGCGCAUUGUUCCCGAAGAUGUUCAAAGAGCUCGAGCAGCAUCAAGAGCAACUUGGGAUCACCUCGUUCGGCGUCUCGAUCACAACGAUGGAGGAGGUGUUCUUGAAGGUUGGCGAUCUCGCUGAAGAGAGAUUCAUGAAGGAGGAGGGAAAAUUCGACGAUCACACCGAACUGAUCGCCGAGAAUGAUCCGCAAUUGAGAAACCUUCGCUCGACUCGACGACUCACCGGAUUCCGACUGCAAUUGCAACACGCCAAAGCGAUGUUCAUCAAGAGGGCCAUCUACUUCUACCGCAAAUGGACCCAAUUUAUACCGCAAUUAUUGUUUCCGGUCGCCUAUCUGACACUGAUGGUGGCGACGUCGACGGUGGUGCCGACCGUUCAAGAGCAAACGCCGAGGGUGAUCUCGUUGGAUCCAUUCGCCAAUGAUGACACCGCCGGACACGUCAUCGCGAGAAACGUGAAGUACAAUGGAGAGUGGCUGAUCCGGAUGGUCAAUAAUACGGUUCAAGCUCUUGGGACCACUAACAUCAAAGUCGACGGUGCGCGAGACGUCGAUCGCUUCAUAAUUGACAAGAUCAACAAGAUCGGAUCAAGGACGUUCGGCCUUCAUUAUGCGUUGGCGUUUGACCCGCAGCAAAUCGUGGUCCCAGUUUUCAACACCACCAAGCAGAUAAUGAAAACACUGUUCAAUAAUUUUGGAUUUUACACGCCGGCACUAGCGAUUACCAUGACGGAUUCCAUCAUUCUAUCGCAGAAAAUGAAAAAGCAAUACACAUUUACGUCGAUCAAUCAUCCACUUCCACCGUCUACUCAAGAUUCACUGAAGACGACCAAAAAUGGAAACGUGGCAGCAUUUCUGAUCUCAUAUGGAAUGAUUGUCAGCAUGUCGGCAAUGAUCGCCGGCUACUGUCAAUUCUUGAUCACCGAGAGGAAGAAGAAGAGCAAACACAUGCAGCUUCUUUGCGGCGUUCGUCCACGGAUGUACUGGCUGACGGUGUUCAUUUGGGACGCCGCCUGGUUCAUCAUUCGCAUCAUCUGCUUUGACGCAAUCUUCUACAUCUUCAAUAUCCAGACGUUCACCAAAGACUUUGGGGUGAUUCUCAUCCUCACCCUUGCAAUGGCCUUGUACGGCUGGACGAAUAUCCCGUUCACCUAUUUCAUGCAGAAUUUCUUCAAGAAUGCCCCAACGGGUUUCAUGAUAAUUAUCAUGUAUAAUGUUCUGACUGGAAUGAUCGGAUCGAUCGCGGUGCCCAUUAUCUCGCAAACGUCGAAUGUUGAUAAUGGGUACACAUGGUCGAUUAUUUUUGGAUGGUUCUUUCCGACCUACGCGAUCUCGAAUAUAUUCUCUGUGACAUUCAGCAAUGAGAAUGUGAAGCAGGCAUGUCAGAAGCUUGACUGCUCGAUUGCCGCGUUUAAGAAGAUCACCCAAUGCUGCGGCACACCGGAUCAGAGGCUCUACGUCGACAAUGUGCUAUUGUCGGCGAAUCGUCAUGGCAUCAUGAUAUUCGUGAUAUUUCUUGGUGUUCAAGGCUUCAUCUUCUGGACGAUCGUCUUCUUGAAGGAGCUCGACGUGUUCGCCAAAAUUCUGGAGUUUCUGAAGCGAAAAAAUGCGUCAGCGGCGCUCUGGGAUAUCACCGACGUGUCGGGUGAGGAGGAUUCCGACGUGAUCGCCGAGAAGCAGGUCGUCAAGAAGCUUCUAGGCGACAGCACGAUGGCGUUGGUCAGCGAUAAUCUGGUGAAAUGGUACGGCAAUUUCAACGCGGUCAAGGGCGUCAAUUUCCAUGUGGGCAAACGGGAAUGCUUCGGGCUGCUCGGCGUCAAUGGUGCUGGCAAGACAUCGACGUUCCAGAUGCUCACUGGCGAGAACUCGAUAAGCUCCGGCGACGCUUACAUCAACGGUUGGAGUGUCAAGAAUCACUGGCGAGAAGCUGGCGCCAACGUCGGCUACUGUCCACAAUACGACGCUGUCAUCAAGGAGCUGUCCGGCGAAGAGACGCUGUACAUGUUCGCCAGGAUUCGAGGCAUCCCUGCCGAUGAGAUCGAUGAGAAGGUUCAAGCGGUGAUCCAUGCGAUAGGCAUCGGCAUCUACGCGAAGAGGCAGAUCAAAUCAUACAGUGGCGGAAACAAACGGCGGCUUUCUCUUGGAAUUGCGCUUGUCGGACUUCCCGACGUUUUGCUGCUCGAUGAGCCCACUAGUGGAGUCGAUCCAAAAGCUCGACGCAUCAUUUGGAACAUCUUGAAUCGCGUCAGAGAUCUCGGAACUGCGCUGGUCCUGACGUCGCAUAGUAUGGACGAAUGUGAGGCGCUGUGCACGGAACUAGCAAUCAUGGUCUAUGGCAACUUCCGAUGCUACGGAAGCUGUCAGCACAUCAAGAGUCGCUACGGAUCCGGCUACACGCUUUUGAUCCGAUUGCGCAACGCCGACGACUCGUUGAAAACGCAACAAGCGAUCUCGAACGCGUUCCAAGGCUCGAUAUUGAAGGAGAAGCACGUCCUCCAACUCAACUACGAUCUUCGAAGAGAUCGAAAUUCGUGGUCCGAAUUGUUCGCAAAACUUGAAGUCAUCUCGCAAGAGCUCAAUUGGGAUGACUAUUCGCUGUCGCAGACCACUCUUGAGCAAGUGUUCGUCGAGUUCAGCCGAGACAGUGCAGUCAGCGAUGAUGAUGAUCGCAAGAAUGAUGUCUCCUACGCUAAUGGGAAUUUGAUUAGUGACGAUUUGUAUUAA
Molecule: messenger RNA, 5328 nt
Organism: Caenorhabditis bovis
Lineage: Eukaryota; Metazoa; Nematoda; Chromadorea; Rhabditida; Rhabditidae
Source: the annotation of a GenBank genome assembly